ACCAAUGUCAAACCCAGGAAAGUUUGCUGAAUUGACCUCAAGGUAGCUCUAACACUGAGGUACUCGUUGUAUCAUCUUGACAAAGGACGGUUUGAUAAGAUUUUUCGCUUCACUCGGAAACAUUUUCCUAUUUACGUAGUUUGGUUUUCCGUUUGUUUGUCGCGGGCUCUCGCAGGCUAAUCUAACCGGACGAGAUGCGCCUCACGUUGCAAAUGUUGAUCUCCCACGGCCGGGUGGCCCGGAAGAUGGGCCUGGGUCCACAGUCCCGAAUCAACAUGCUGCGGAAUAUUUUGACAGGACUAGUCCGACACGAGAGGAUAGAAACCACGCUGGCCCGGGCAGAUGAAGUCCGCUUCUAUGCUGAAAAGCUGAUUGACUACGCCAAAAGGGGAGACACAGAUGAGAAGGCAAUGAAAAUGGCCAGUUUCUGGCUGACGGAAAAGGAUCUGGUCCCAAAGCUCUUCAAGGUCCUCGCUCCACGGUUUGAGACUCCGUCAAAAGGCUACACACGGAUGGCACGCAUCCCCAACAGACAGAACCUGGACAGAGCCAAGAUGGCCGUCUUGGAGUACAAAGGCAACCCCUUCCCGCCUCUCUAUCCUGUGAAAAAAGAGAAUGAACUCACUCUCAUCAACCAGCUGCUCAAAGCCUACAGAGAGGACAGGGCACAACAGUUAGCUGGCAGAGCUUAAUUAAAACCAUCCUGGUGUUGGAUCAGUGAUAGUGGUCCCUGAAGGGUGAUGAAAAGCUUCUCAGGAGUCACUUGCAGAUGUUGCAGAUUGCAGACUGACGCAUAUCUUCACCAGAACACUUCCAGCUUCAGAGUCAACCGAAGGCAAGAACAUUUCUGUAAAAGGACACUUAUGACGGAUUAUGUAUUAAUAAAUAAUAUUUCUUAACAUAAGAAGCAGGUGUUUGCUCUAUUUCUCUGAACAUUUGGUCAGCAGGUUAGACCUCUUGACCCAGGGAUAUCUGGCU
Molecule: messenger RNA, 978 nt
Organism: Chelmon rostratus (copperband butterflyfish)
Lineage: Eukaryota; Metazoa; Chordata; Actinopteri; Chaetodontiformes; Chaetodontidae
Gene: mrpl17
Product: mitochondrial ribosomal protein L17
Exons: 3
Coding region: 195-692 (165 amino acids)
Biological process (GO): translation
Cellular component (GO): mitochondrial large ribosomal subunit; ribosome
Molecular function (GO): structural constituent of ribosome
Source: RefSeq, a predicted model, not a curated record